AUGGCUUCCACCCUGGAAAUCGAUGCUCAGGAUGUAGUUAAGUUGUUUCUUCAAUUUUGCAAAGAGAAUUCCCUGCCUCAUACUUUUCAGACACUUCAAAACGAGUGUCGGGUUUCUCUAAAUUCCGUAGACAACCUUGAAACCUUUAUGGCCGAUGUUAGUUCUGGUAGAUGGGAAUCUGUGAUACCCCAUCUCUCACAACUGAAUCUGCCCAGAAAUUUAUUGGCAGAUUUACUGGAACGUCUUCUUGUUCGUCCAUACUUUGAUCCCCGUGAACUCUAUCCAGAGCAUUCGAGUAAGGAGAAAAGGCGCGGUGAAAUCGCCCGAGCUCUCUCAGAACACGUCUCCGUGAUUCCGCCUUCGCGGUUGACCGUGCUGAUAGGUCAGGCUUUGAAGUGGCACCAGCAUCAGGGAUUGCUUCCGCCCGGAACACAGUUUGAUUUACUUAGAGGAAUGGCAGCGAUGAGAACAAAAGACGUCGAAGAUAAGCAUCCCACGAUGCUCGUUCGCGUGAUUAAGUUCAGGAAGAGGAAUUAUCCUCAGUGUUGUCAGUUCACGCCUGAUGGGCAAAUUCUCGUUUCCGGCUCGUCUGACGGAUUGAUUGAGGUUUGGGAUGGAUUACCGGGUAAACUCUUGACACAGGAUCACUUCCGGUACCAGGCGAACGGAGAUUUCAUGAUUCAUAAUGAUGCUGUCCAUUGUCUCGCUUUCAGCAGAGAUUCUGAAAUGCUGGCUUCGGGUUCGGAAGAUGGAAAGGUUAAGAUUUGGAGGAUAAGAAGCGGACAGUGUUUGAGGCGUCUCGAGCGCGCGCAUUCUCAAGGUGUAACGAGCGUUUCGUUCUCCCGCGACGGAACUCAGAUACUGAGCGCAUCUCCCGACGGCACCGCCAGAAUUCACGGUUUGAAGUCCGGAAGAAUGCUGAAGGAAUUUCGGGGGCAGGCAUCUUUUGUGAACGACGCGAGAUUUGCCGGAGACGGGAAUCACGUUAUCACGGCAUCCAGUGAUUUUACUGUGAAAGUGUGGGAUGUUAGAAAUGCCGAGUGCCUGCGGACUUUCAAGCCGCCGCCUCUUUUCUUAAACGGAGGAGGCGACGUGGCCUUGAAUUCGGUCCAUCUUUUCCCGAAGAAUCCCGACGACCAUAUCGUGGUUUGUAACAGGAGCUCGUAUGUAUAUAUCAUGACAUUGCAAGGGCAAGUGGUAAAAAGCUUCUUCUCAGGUAAAAGAGAAGGUGGUGAUUUUGUGGCUGCUUGUGUAUCACCUAAAGGAGAGUACAUUUACUGCGUGGGCGAGGACAAUAAAAUGUACUGUUUCAAUUAUCAAUUAGGUAAAUAG
This is a messenger RNA of Oldenlandia corymbosa var. corymbosa, 1332 nucleotides long. The record is from the annotation of a GenBank genome assembly. NCBI's taxonomy places the organism in Eukaryota, Viridiplantae, Streptophyta, Magnoliopsida, Gentianales, Rubiaceae.